Exophiala mesophila is the source of this 1379-nucleotide messenger RNA. RefSeq lists its product as uncharacterized. The coding region runs from base 200 to 1225 and encodes 341 amino acids. The record is from RefSeq and is a predicted model, not a curated record. The transcript is spliced from 2 exons. Lineage: Eukaryota; Fungi; Ascomycota; Eurotiomycetes; Chaetothyriales; Herpotrichiellaceae.
CUUGAAUUGUACUAUACGCAAGAGUUACUGAAGGCCGCCGUCGAUCUUGUGGAACCUUAGAAAGAGCGGAAAGCACGACUGCUCUGUCACUCCUCCUCUGCAAUCCUCUGCAACAGAAGUGUCGAGAGAAUACAAGAUUUAGAAGAACCCCCAUAUUUUGAGGGAAAUUGAGAAUCUGCAAAAGAGAUCAUCUGUCAGUAUGGACCCAACUGAAUACCUGCUUGAUAAUGGAUGGCUCCCAUCGAGUGUGAUUCGACUAGGCAUACGGCGCCAACUGGCCACAAGGUUAGCGUCUAUAGCGUCCACGACACUGUCGACAUCAUGGGAACGCAAGAUGGACUACAUCCAGCAGCUGCGGAGUCGACCGAUGGCCAUCGAGACCGACAAAGCGAACGCGCAGCACUACGAGGUGGGAACAUCGGUGCUCCAAGCUUGCCUGGGCCCUCGUAUGAAGUACUCAUGCUGUCUGUACCCGACCGGUGGCGAGACGCUGGCUCAGGCCGAGAUAGCCAUGCUUGACUCAUACGUCGAUAAGGCUGAUUUGAAGAAUGGGCAACGUAUCCUGGAUCUGGGUUGUGGAUGGGGCAGUGCCAGUUUGUACCUGGCCGAGAAAUUCCCCGGUGCCAACGUCACGGCAUUUUCCAACUCCCGCACUCAGAGACUCUACAUCGAAGGCCAGGCAAAGGCCAAGGGUCUGACCAACCUGACCGUCAUCACAGGCGAUGUGGUGACACAUGAGUUCGAUCACGAUGCCUAUGACCGUGUUGUCAGCAUCGAGCUAUUCGAGCACAUGAAAAACUAUGCGUUGUUGAUGGCCAAGCUGUCACGAGCGUUGAAGCCCGGCGGCAAGCUAUUUGUGCAUAUCUUCGCGCAUCGGGACACGCCGUACGACUUCGAGGAGGGCUGGAUGAGCACUCACUUCUUUACAGGGGGAACCAUGCCAAGUGCAGACCUGUUGCACUUUUUCCAGGAUGAUCUAUCGUUGGUGGAGCAAUGGUGGGUUAGUGGAAAGCAUUACGCAAAGACUUGUGAAGACUGGCUGAGCAAGAUGAAUGCCUCCAAGAAGGAGAUCUGGCCUGGUUUGAAUGAAACAUAUGGUGCAGAUCAGGCUGCCAUGUGGUUCUACCGCUGGCAGAUCUUCUAUAUGGCCUGUGCCGAAUUGUUCGCGUAUGGAGGCGGUGAGGUUUGGGGGGUUUGUCACUAUUUGUUCGAGAAGAAGGUCUGAGAGGCGUAGGGAGCGUCUGCGUGCAAGGAGAGUGCGGUUCUUAAGAAUUGUCAUGUCCUGCUGGAUGGAGCUGAUCUUUGGGCAAAAAGGGUAAGCCGAUUAAGCAGGUGGGGCUGUGAGGCGAAUGCAAGUUCUGUGUCACUGUGAAGAAGAG